AUUUGACGCAGCUGCACUGAACAGGAGACUUUUCUCUCAUAACAGUGCAAAGGUGGAGGAUGGCUGUAGGAGAUGGUUUAUGGCUUGGUAACUGCUGUUUGACUUGACAUGAAACUAAAUUAUAGAGUUUUUGAUCCUGGUGCUGAGCUAGUGUUUAGAAGCUAAUUGUAAGAACGUCAAAUCCCCUAUCGACUGAUUGAUUUAUUUUAUUUGAUGGUUUAAAUAACACACACAGUAAAAAAAAACAACACAGUGCAUAUUUAUAUAAAAAAAAACGCGAAUAAAAGGUUUUCUAUUGAUCUAUCAUUAGCUAAGAAGUUAGGCAAGGCUUUCAGUUGCUGUGGUAAUGUGUUCCACUCCACAGAUGACCGUCACUUUGCCGUACAGAAGGUUCGCUGACAUGACGCCCUUGCGCUCUGACUGAGUCAAGAUCAAGAAGGUGGGUGUGACUGGCAGAGUGCCUCCUCGACUCCGCGCGAAACAUGUCCUCACGUUUCUGCGUGCUGCUGGAAAACUAGACAACCGUGUAUUUCACAAAUCCACGCUUUAAAAUGUUUAGAUUACAUCCGAGAAUGACGAACGUUAUAUCAUCGAGGUACCGUAAUGGCUGACGGUGAUUGAUUCAGCAUGGAUACAGUAUCGGCUGUGAUUUCUCCUGAUGUUUCCAACACUUCUGACAUCAUGUGAAGGGAUCCAGAGAGGAUGAAGAGGAGGGGUGAAGAAUACUGACAUAAAGAACCGUGAUGGAGUCUAUUCAGUCACCUGACAUCCCCAUGGACAGGUACUUCAACAGCACAUGGAGACACCCGUACGGCCAGGAGACUGUCCCGCCACUUUUCAACAGCUCUUUCCACCUCCAGCACCACAACAGCUUACACAACACCCUACUAGGUAUCUUCCUGGGCUUCCUGUCGCUGCUCACCGUCGUCAUGAACAUCCUGGUACUCUACGCUGUGAAGAAGGAGCGGACCCUCCACACGGUGGGCAACCUCUACAUCGUCAGUCUCUCCGUGGCGGAUCUCAUCGUCGGGGCCACCGUCAUGCCCCUCAACCUGGUAUAUCUGCUGGAGGACGAGUGGAGGCUGGGGAGGGUCGUCUGUCAGUUCUGGCUCAUCAUGGAUUAUGUAGCCAGCACAGCCUCCAUCUUUAGUCUGUUUAUACUAUGUCUGGAUCGGUAUCGGUCCGUUCACGAGCCGCUGAGGUACCUGAAGUACCGGACCAGAGGGAGAGCUAGCAUUAUGAUCUCAGGGGCCUGGCUAAUGUCCAUGACAUGGAUUAUUCCUAUACUAGGUUGGAGGUCCUUCGUUCAGGUCGACCUCAAACCAGAGAUGGAGAAUAAGUGUGACACUGAUUUCCGGUUUGUUACGUGGUUUAAGGUUUUAACAUCAGUGUUUAACUUCUACCUUCCGUCUCUGUUGAUGCUGUGGUUCUAUUCACGCAUCUACAUGGCUGUGAGACAGAACUUCAGAGAGAGGGAGAGGAUUAUCAAUCCCACAGAUUCCGUGGUGGAAAACAAGAUCGGACACAAAGUCCAAACAGGAAAUAGCCCCUGCGAGUCUAAGAAAGAAAGAAACUCAGACUUUGAUCAGUACACGUUAGAUCAGCCGUACGACUCCACAGAUACAGUGGAAACCAACGCACCCAGGGAACCCAAGUCGGAGAAAGAAUCUCAUUCCAGUCAUUCAGUGCUCAGAAUGACAAAACGUCUGAGGACGACGGUAAAGGACAAAAGAAAGAGCGGCUCUUCGUCUUUCCAGCAGAAGAAUUCGGACUCGGAGACCCCUUUGAACCUGUCCUCUUUACCUCUUGGCUUCACAAACUACGACGACGACGACAACAACGUGCAGAAACUCUACGUGUCCGUGAACGACUGCAAGGUAGCCGUGCCGCCAAACUCCGUGGCUGGAGUCUGCGAAAUAACCCAGAUAUCUGACAUGCAGAGAUACACCACCAUGUUCUACAACAACGAGUUCACCCAGUCUGUGAAUUUAUCCCCGUCACCAUGUCCCCAUAAUUCACCCCAGUCACCCCCGCCCCAGGAGGACUCAGAGCCUGAUGAUGGUACUAGCACGGACGCAGCAGCCAACGCUUUGACUCUAAAACAGACCUGGCAGAAGUUCUGCGCCCAGUCCAGGCAGCGUAUCCAGAGCCUUCAGGUCCAUAAGGAGCACAAAGCGGCCAAGCAGCUGGGCUGUAUUAUAGCUGGGUUCAUGAUGUGCUGGAUCCCUUACUUCAUAGUGUUUAUGGUCAUGGCUUUCUGCCAGACCUGUGUACAUCAUAACCUACACAUGUUCACGAUAUGGCUCGGGUAUAUAAACUCUACCUUGAACCCGUUCAUAUACCCGCUCUGCAAUGAGAAUUUCAAACGGGUGUUUAAAACUAUCCUACACAUUAAUUUAUGAUGAAUAGGAUUAUGAACAGUGCAUUGAGGGGAAUUUCUGUGUAUUUUCUUAUUUUAUUUAUUUAUUUUAUUUUAUUUAUUUUUAUUUCACCUUUAUUUAACCAGGUAGGCUAGUUGAGAACAAGUUCUCAUUUGCAACUGCGACCUGGCCAAGAUAAAGCAAAGCAGUGUGAACAGACAACAACACAGAGUUACACAUGGAGUAAACAAUAAACAAGUCAAUAACAUGGUAGAAAAAAAGAGAAUCUAUAUACAAUGUGUGCAAAAGGCAUGAGGUAGGCAAUAAAUCGAAUAAUUACAAUUUAGCAGAUUAACACUGGAGUGAUAAAUCAUCAGAUGAUCAUGUGCAAGAAGAGAUACUCUUGUGAUGCUUUACCUUGUAAUAUGUGUGCUUGAAUAUUUUGAGUGACCUCAAUUUGGUACCUUAAAUUUGUAUAAUUUUGUAAAUAUAAUGCUUAUUUAUUGUCCGCCUAAAUAUUUUCGCAUUGUCCGCCUAAAUAUUUUUCAGACCCAGACCAUAACAUCAUCGUUCCUACUCUGUGAAAAGACAGAAAGCAGCUCUGUCUUUAUUUAUUAUUUAUUCGAAUAACUCUGCUGAAGAAGAUUAACUCUGCUGAGAAGAAUAACUAUGUAGAAGGAGAAUAACUCUGCAGAAGGAGAAUAACUCUGCUGAGAAGAAUAACUAUGUAGAAGGAGAAUAACUCUAUAGAAGGAGAAUAACUCUGCAGAAGGAGAAUAACUCUGCAGAAGGAGAAUAACUCUGCUGAGAAGAAUAAUUAUGUAGAAGGAGAAUAACUCUCUAGAAGGAGAAUAACUAUGUAGAAGGAGAAUACUCUGCUGAGAAGAAUAACUCUGUAGAAGGAGAAUAACUCUGUAGAAGGAGAAUAACUCUGUAGAAGGAGAAUAACUCUGCAGAAGGAGAAUCACUCUGCAAAAGGAGAAUAACUGCAGAAGGAGAAUAACUCUGCAGAAGGAGAAUAACUCUGCAGAAGGAGAAUAAGUCUGUAGAAGGAAGGAGAAUAACUCUGUAGAAGGAGAAUAACUCUAUAGAAGGGGAAUAACUGCAGAAGGAGAAUAACUCUGUAGAAGGAGAAUAACUCUGUAGAAGGAGAAUAACUCUAUAGAAGGGGAAUAACUGCAGAAGGAGAAUAACUCUGUAGAAGGAGAACAACUCUGUAGAAGGAGAAUAACUGCAGAAGGAGAAAAACUCUGCAGAAGGAGAAUAACUCUGCAGAAGGAGAAUAACUCUGUAGAAGGAGAAUAACUCUGUAGAAGGAGAAUAACUCUGUAGAAGGAGAAUAACUCUGUAGACGGAGAAUAACUCUAUAGAAGGAGAAUAACUGCAGAAGGAGAAUAACUCUGUAGAAGGAGAAUAACUCUGCAGAAGGAGAAUAACUCUGUAGAAGGAGAAUAACUCUGUAGAAGGAGAAUAACUCUGUAGAAGUAGAAUAACUCUGUAGAAGGAGAAUAACUUUAUAGAAGGGUAAUAACUGCAGAAUGAGAAUAACUCUGUAGAAGGAGAAUAACUCUGUAGAAGGAGAAUAACUGCAGAAGGAGAAUAACUCUGUAGAAGGAGAAUAACUCUGCAGAAGGAGAAUAACUCUGUAGAAGGAGAAUAACUCUGUAGAAGUAGAAUAACUCUGUAGAAGGAGAAUAACUUUAUAGAAGGGUAAUAACUGCAGAAUGAGAAUAACUCUGUAGACGGAGAAUAACUCUGUAGAAGGAGAAUAACUCUAUGGAAGGAGAAUAACUGCAGAAGGAGAAUAACUCUGUAGAAGGAGAAUAACUCUGCAGAAGGAGAAUAACUCUGUAGAAGGAGAAUAACUCUGUAGAAGGAGAAUAACUCUGUAGAAGGAGAAUAACUCUGUAGAUGGAGAAUAAUUCUGUAGAAGGAGCAUAACUCUGUAGAAGGAGAAUAACUCUGUAGAAGGAGAAUAACUCUAUAGAAGGGGAAUAACUGCAGAAGGAGAAUAACUCUGUAGAAGGAGAAUAACUCUGUAGAAGGAGAAAAACUCUAUAGAAGGGGAAUAACUGCAGAAGGAGAAUAACUCUGUAGAAGGAGAAUAACUCUGUAGAAGGAGAAUAAUUCUGUAGAAGGAGAAUAACUCUGCAGAAGGAGAAGAACUGCAGAAAAAGGCAAGAGACAUUUUCAAUAAAAUCUGCUUCAAGUGCUUGUCCAUUUUUGGUGAAAAUGGAAAUGUGUCGUAAUGGAAUCUGAAUUUUUGUUAGAUAUGAGUCAGUGCCGUGUCUGUGCUGUCCAAUAAAAGGAUCCUAACUGA
Messenger RNA from Salvelinus fontinalis (brook trout), 4680 nucleotides. Its product is annotated as histamine H1 receptor-like. Bases 744 to 2402 code for a protein of 552 amino acids. The record is from RefSeq and is a predicted model, not a curated record. Gene Ontology annotation, molecular function: G protein-coupled acetylcholine receptor activity. Gene Ontology annotation, cellular component: plasma membrane. Gene Ontology annotation, biological process: adenylate cyclase-activating adrenergic receptor signaling pathway. The transcript is spliced from 4 exons. NCBI's taxonomy places the organism in Eukaryota, Metazoa, Chordata, Actinopteri, Salmoniformes, Salmonidae.